Molecule: messenger RNA, 258 nt
Organism: Magnusiomyces paraingens
Lineage: Eukaryota; Fungi; Ascomycota; Dipodascomycetes; Dipodascales; Dipodascaceae
Exons: 2
Coding region: 1-258 (85 amino acids)
Biological process (GO): intracellular iron ion homeostasis
Cellular component (GO): nucleus; cytosol
Molecular function (GO): 2 iron, 2 sulfur cluster binding
Source: RefSeq, a predicted model, not a curated record
AUGUCUCUGACCUCCGAGUACUUAGAUGAUGCUAUCAGAAACCGGCUGGAGGCCGUGUACGUCGAAUGCGCCGACACUUCUGGAGGUUGCGGCCAGGCUUUUGAGGUGAUCAUUGUGUCACCAGUCUUUGCUGGUAAAAACCGUCUAAUGCGCCACAGACUUGUCAACCAAGCUCUGCGUGAAGAAAUCAAUUCCAUCCAUGCUUUUACUCAGAAAAACUAUACACCUGAAGAAUGGACAAAGCUUCAUGGAGCAUAA